AUGAAUGUCGACAACACUCAAAAUGUGGAAAUCAAACAAGAGGGAUCCGCUAAUUGGGAUCCUCAGAGCGUAGAUAAAUUUUGUGAUGCAUGUAUCAAGGAGGUUGAGACUGGACACCUCCCUGGUACUCAUUUUUCUAAAAUUGGAUGGGAUAACCUCGUAAUUUUUUUUAACAAAGAUGCUGGAAAAUACUACAACAAGAACCAACGUAAGAAUAAAUGGGAUAGCCUUAAAGCUGAUUGGAAUUUAUGGAGAGCAUUAGUUGAAAAGGAAACUGGUCUUGGAUGGGAUCCCAAACUAAAGACUAUUGCUGCAGAUAAGAUAUGGUGGGAGAAGAAGAUAAAGACCUAUCCAAAUGCCAAAAAGUUUAUGAAGAAGGGAAUUGACCCACCUAUGUUAGAAAAGCUAGAUAGGAUGUUUCUAAAUAUUACGGCUACUGGUGGAAAUGAAUAUGGAGAUAGUAGCAAUGAAUCAGAGGAGGAUACUCAAUCUAAUGCCGGACAUCGUUCUGAAAAUAAUGAGAACAAAGCCAAAAGGAGGAAAACUGACAAAAGUAAAGUAGUGGCUGAAGAGAAAGUUGGAGGAACGGUGAAACUCUCUAACCAAUUUGAACGUUUUCUUGACACGGUCAAUACUAGAAAUGUCGCGAUGAAAGAAUCUCAAGGAAGUACUGUUGCUAAAGCGAUGGAGUUGCUUGAAUCCCUACCAAGUGUGCAGCCUGGAGCACCAUUGUGGCUACUCGCAACUGAUUUAUUUAAGAUUCGAGAUAACAGAGAUAUCUUUUGUUCUAUUAAAGAGGCAGUUCACAGAAUUGAUUGGCUUCAAUAUGAAGCAUCUAAAAUCUCAAACUUUCGAAUGUAG
Papaver somniferum (opium poppy) is the source of this 861-nucleotide messenger RNA. Its product is annotated as L10-interacting MYB domain-containing protein-like. Bases 1 to 861 code for a protein of 286 amino acids. Lineage: Eukaryota; Viridiplantae; Streptophyta; Magnoliopsida; Ranunculales; Papaveraceae. The record is from RefSeq and is a predicted model, not a curated record. The transcript is spliced from 3 exons.